UGGACGCAGAGCUGGUCUGGAGGUUUGUGCUGGAGCUCCAGAGUGGACAUGCCGAGGAGCGCGUGUGCGAGGACAGUGUGUUACAGUCACCUGUGGUUAACGUGGAAGGUUCUGACGGUGCUGACCGUCCUGUGUGUGGCACUGCAGUUACUUGGCGUGGUCCGACAAGCACGGGAUACAAAAGUAAUUCGACCAGCUGAUGAGCAAUCAGCCACAGCUGAACGGCAAGAUGGAGGAAUACUCCGAUCUAUCCCUGCUACCCUUGACCCACACCAGAGAAACUAUCAGCUCUUCCAGUGGAGUAAUGGCAAGAAUCUCGAUACUACACCAGCCAGACGUCUCACCAGCACAGUCAAUAGGAUCUUAGUGCCAAAUGGAUAUCAGCUAGCAGGAAAAGCAUCUCAACCAAAAGAGCCCAACAAAGAACCCUGGGUUUUCCCAGAAAUUGUCAAUCAAUCACCAGCUCAGAGUGAAAAAUCUGAAAAUGUACCCAAAAUGCCACCUGAAAUUCCUUUAGAAGACAAACCUGGGGUACACCCAGAAGUAGUCAAGCAACCACCAAUACAGAGGCAAAACUCUGAAAACAUGUCACCUAAGGUUCCCUCAAGAGCUGCACCAGGGGUAAUCCUAGAAGUGGUCAAGCAAUCACCAGCCCAGAACCAAAACUCUGAAAGCAUGCUGAGGACAUCACCUGAGGUUCCCCCAAAAGAUGAACCUGGGCUAAACCUAGAAGUGGUCAAGCAGUCACCAGCCCAGAUGCGAAACUCUAAAAACAUGCCGCCUCUCUCAAAAGAACUUCACAAACCACAAAUAUCCAGCCCAAAUGGUAUCCACGCAGACUCUGACAACCAAGCCAUGAUUGUUUUAAGCCAUGAUGAAGUUGGCGUAUGCCGACCCAAGAACCACAUUGUCUUCCUCAAGACCCAUAAAACUGCCAGCAGCACCAUUCUCAACAUACUGUAUCGCUACGGCGACUCCCAGAACUUGACCUUUGCCCUCCCAGCAAACAUGUACAGCCAGCUGUACUAUCCAUACUUCUUCAUGUCUUACUUUGUGGAGGGUUCAAGAUUUGGUAGGGUGAAAGAAUUCCACAUCAUGUGCAACCACAUGCGAUUCCGAGGCCUUGAGGUGAGAAAGGUGAUGCCUGUGGACACCUUUUAUUUUUCCAUCUUGCGGAGUCCAGUAUCCAUGAUGGAAUCCAUCUUCACGUACUACAAAAGCAUCCCGGCAUUCCAAAAUUUCAAGACUCUCACGGAAUUCUUGCUGGAUGGUGGCCGGUCCUUCAAUGCCUCGCUGCCGAGUAACCACUACGCUCGCAACCUUUUGACCUUCGACUUCGGCAUGGACAGCUCACCUCCCGCAAGCAAGGUAGAGUUAGACCAGCGCAGCACUGCCCUGAUUGCCGCAGUGGAGAGCAACUUCCACCUGAUUCUCAUCUCAGAGUACUUUGACGAGUCGAUGAUCCUGCUCAAGCACGCCCUCUGCUGGACCCUGGAGGACAUUGUGUCGUUUCGGCUGAACAGCCGCAGCGAGAAGUCUAGGCACAAGCUGAGCCCAGAGUUGGCCGAGCUUGUAAAGCAGUGGAGCUCACUAGACUGGCGGUUGUACCAACACUUCAAUGCCACCUUCUGGCGACGAAUAGACACCAUGCUGGGACGUGCUAAGCUUCAAGAGGAGGUGGAGCUCUUAAGAGCUCGCAGGGCAGAGCUUGAACAAACCUGCCUUCUAGGGGGAGGUGCUGUUGAUCCCAGCAAGGUCCAGGAUGAGUCUCUGAAACCAUUUCAGUAUGGUACAGCGGUUAUCCAGGGAUAUAACAUUCGCCCAGGCCUGGACAAAGAAACCCAUCGUCUCUGUCAGAGGCUCAUCAUGCCUGAGCUUCAAUACACCAGUGCUUUGUACACUAAACAGUUCCCUGAUCUUGUGGCUAAAUUUAAAAAUCGAGCCAAAAUGGUUGCCACUAAAAAUCUGGCUGCUGCCAGCCGCACAACCACAAGACUGAGUGCCUUGAAUCACAACCUUCAAACAAGAACGGCUGCUGUUCACAAAAUAAAUUCACAAAGUAUCACAAAUGGACAGCCACAAAAACUUGUUAAUGUGCAAACAUUAGCAAAAGACAGUUCCGUUGUAAAAAGUGAUGCUAAUGUAUUAGCACAACGAAGCAUAGAAACUCAAUCUGACCCCAGUAAAUACAAAGCAAUCAAACACAACAUACCUUCUUAAACCUGACUUGAAACAGUCUACUUCAUGCUAAAAACUGAUUAAGCUAACCCCAGUGUGAAUACCCAUGCUGCUAACUUUUGAAGUUGAGAGAAAACAAUGAUCAGGCUGACGGCAGAAGCUGUUCAUCAGAUAUUGGCGUCAAUGCUGGCUCCUGUCCUGAAACACAGCUUUUUUUACUGCCUAUUUUGAGGACAUCAUGAAAUCCAGCAGCCAAAAUCAGAUAGCACUUAACAAGCUAGCUCUUUCCCUAAAAGGAAACAUGUUAAAUUUCAAAACAUUCCAACUUCUUUUUUUUUCCUGAAACAUAAAUAUUCCUGUCUAGACUUUGUGCUGUUGUGGACUGGGCCUUACUCUGCUCUGAAAGUGGCCUUUUUUCUACAGCUGCAUACAAUUCACGCUCAUCCAUCUCCAAGUGGAUAAAGCUAAAGAAAGAGUUUCAGGUUUGGCUUUUCUAAUGGGAAUUGGCUUAAGGCAGGAGUGUCCAAUCUUACCGACAAAGGGCCGGUGUGGCUGCAGGUUUUCAUUCCAAUGAAGCAAGAAGUCAUAUGAUCAACUGAAGCCAAUUAAAUAAAAAAGUAGAAUCAGGUGAGUUCCAGCUUGUUUUGAGGGAACACCUACAGACAAACCUGCCCUUUGUGGAUAAGAUUGGAAUCAUCUGGAAUCAGAACACCUGUUUAACCAUUAGGCUGGGCAUACACUACAUGAUUAUUUACCAGAUUUUAGGCCAGAUUUUAGGUCCGAUUUUAGGCCAGAUUUUCCCCGUGUGACAAAUUUUCACAAUCUGUAGCUUCUCUCCAGGUCAGGGGCUCAGUUGAAAGUGACUGAUGUUGUGGAUGAUCUGUAGUGUGAGAGGAGCAACGAGUGAAUCUUUAGCCUUCCAUUCGAACUCUGGAGUAAUCGAAGACCCUCUGAUAUUAUCAAACAUCUGAUAUUUACUCAAAAUAUUCACAAGUCCUGUAGUGUGAGCACCCUUACAAAGAAGUAUACUUAAAGUUCAUUUUAUUAAGUAAACCUAAGUAAAGUUCAAGUAUAUUUCCCAAGUACUCUUUAUGUAAGGAGUAUAUUAAUAUCAUUAUAAUAGUAGUGUACUUUGGAAGGAAACCUACACAGCCCAGAGAGAACAUGCAAACUCCACACAGAAGGGAGCUGGUCACCCGGCCGGGGAAUCGAACCCAGGUCCUUCUUGGUGCGAGUUGACAUUGCUACCCACAUUUAAAUAAACCUCCUUUUUGUAAGGGAAGAUCAGAGAUUAUUCAACAGCAGCCUAUCAGAGAGCUGGAGGAGCAGAUAAACAGGCGGCAGAUGGGAACAGAUAUCAUGUUUAUAAUGUCAUGAGGUCACUCGCUUUACAAUUUUAGCUCAGCUGCCAGUUUGUAGUGAAAUAUUUCUCGGGCCUUCAUCACAAUGUCAAUGUUUCUCACCACAUAUUAAUAACCAGUUUGAGCUUUUGCUGCACAUAAAAGUCCAAACAAGUCCGGUCAGUUUGGCUUUGUUUGUGUCAUUUGAUCUGAGGAGAUCUGGGAGUUUGAGUUUUUAGUCGUAGCCCAAACACGUUAUGUGUGUUACUCUCUCUCUUUGCCUUAUCGUCUAGUGUACGAGCACCUCACGACAAAGUUGUGUAGUGUAUGCCCAGCCUAAGAGUCCUUUACACUGUGAUAUCAACCCAUCUGGACAAACACAGAACACCAUUAGUAACUACUGGUCACUACCAGGAACCUUUUAAUGGUUUUACUUUUUCAGCAGGUUGUUUUUAUUGAGGGAUAUUCGAUCCAUGUAUUGUGAAUAGGACUGAUUAAGACAGACCACCUGUUAUUUAUUUGUUAGGAAUAUUUUAUCGCUUGGAUCAUGAGAACUUGCUUGGUCAAAUAAAGGCCAAAUAAAUAGCUGUUUCAGUUCUGGGCACCACUGUCAGUGCAGCUUCAUUGCGGAUCUAUUUUUGGGGGCUUCAUUUGGAGAACCAGGUCAGUUGUUGCAAUCUGACUCAUUUUCUCUUCUUUAUCUGAUCCAGUUGAUGGAGUUUAGAGACUUCGUUUACGUUGAAGUCCUGCUGAAAUGACCUUUUAUUUGCACGUCAUCCAAUCAGCAUGGACAAAAUCUGGGGUUUCCCAAGUACGGCCGAAGUCAGAUCAUGACAAGGUGGCCGGUGUUGGCAUUAGAGAUGCAUAACGAGUACUUAGUCAUUAGAAAGCAAAUAAAAAUGUCCUACUAAAUAGAACCACAUUCUUUAGAACCCUAGGUUAAUUUUGUGCAAUAGUUUGGUAUUUUGGUCAAUUACAAUUACAGUUAUAAAAUAGUUAAAUGAGUUAGUCACACAGGCCAUACAUUGUUAUUUUCAGGAGACCCUGGGCUACUCAGAUAUGCCAUUAUUUCACACGUAAAUGUUGACAGAAUUUUGACAUCUUUAUGAAUUUCAAAAUUUCUAAAAUUUCCAAAAAAAUUCCAAAAUUUACCUACGUGAAAUUUUGCUUAUACAGAUCUUGAAAGCAAAUUUAGACAUGGUUAGUCUGGAGUGUCUGUGAGCUGAAAAAUUUAGAAUUUUGAUGGUGAUUAAUUUUAUUGCUUAAUAUGACUAACUGCUUUAGUAAGUGAUAACAGAUGAUAUUUCCAAUAUUAAUCUGGCUUUACAGCAAAAUUCAAUGAAAUUUAAGACAGUUACUGUGAAUUGUAUUAUAAGUUACCGUAAAAUUAUGGUGUUUCAGUGCCCACUGCUUAUAGAAUAUAUAGAAUAUAUGAAAAAUGGCUCAUGUCACUUCUGUCAAACAACUGCAGAACAGACCAUGAUCAUAAAAGUAAUAAAUUGGCCCACUGCUAAGUCCGUGUUAAAAAAUUUGAAGAUUCCAUUCUGGUCUGAUUCUGAUCAUGUGUGCUUAGUUAGUAUCACAGCGUAAAACUUUUGGUAGCAGUUUACUUUACAGACUGGUAAUAAAUGGGUAAUAAUAAAGUAAUAUUAUGCUAACAAAUUGUACUAACUUGUAGAUGACAUGCUGAUUUUGUAUGAACUAAAAUAAGUUAGUAACUGUUGUGGUUAUAAGUUAAGUAAUAAAGUAUAAAAUGUAAAAAAAGAAUAACAAUUUCUAGAUGACAAUAGAUAAAACAAGUCAGUAAUUGUAAGGUUAAAAAGUAUGUAAUCAAACAGAAAUAUAACAGUAACAAGUUACUAAACAAUUACAGGAUAUUUUUCUAGUUUUUCUACAUGUUAAUAAUAAGUGGAUAAUAAU
Messenger RNA from Pygocentrus nattereri (red-bellied piranha), 5438 nucleotides. It is a transcript of the gene gal3st2, whose product is annotated as galactose-3-O-sulfotransferase 2. Gene Ontology annotation, molecular function: galactosylceramide sulfotransferase activity. Bases 49 to 2220 code for a protein of 723 amino acids. The record is from RefSeq and is a predicted model, not a curated record. NCBI's taxonomy places the organism in Eukaryota, Metazoa, Chordata, Actinopteri, Characiformes, Serrasalmidae. The transcript has 4 exons. Gene Ontology annotation, biological process: glycolipid biosynthetic process. Gene Ontology annotation, cellular component: membrane.